GUUAUUUAUUAUUCCUCCAACAAGAACACAAAAAUGGUGGCUGAAAUGGGCAUGUCCAUGAGAGCAGGAAGCUCCAGUUACCUGGAGAUGCAUCCAGAACGCAAAAUCGCUCUUUUCCAAAACCCCUACAUCAUAGGAAUAACUUUCGCCGCAGGCCUAGGUGGUCUUCUAUUCGGCUACGAUACUGGUGAGUAUCAUUGUUAUACAUAAACACUAACGUUACAUGUAUGAACAAAGAACACUUUCUUACGUUAUAUGUUGGUGCAUGGUUGCAUGCAUGCAUGCAUGCAAUAAGCAGGUGUGGUGUCAGGUGCUCUUCUGUACAUAAAAGAGGAUUUUGAGGUGGUGAAGAAUAGUAGCUUUCUUCAGGUAUCAUGUUAAGUACUAUUAAAUGUUAAUGAAUAUUACAUAUUUAAUUAAGUUUGGGAGAUGAAGCAUAUAAAAAUAAUGAUUUUGUGAUGCAGGAAGUGAUUGUUGGAAUGGCGUUGAUUGGUGCAAUAUUCGGUGCUGCAAUUGGUGGUGUGAUUAACGAUCAUCUGGGACGUAAGAGUGCUACUAUCAUUGCAGACAUAUGUUUUGGCGCAGGGUCAGUAGUAAUGGCUACUGCACCAAAUCCUUACGUGAUCAUAGCGGGUCGUUUUCUGGUGGGGCUGGGUGUUGGUGCUGCCUCUGUCACUGCUCCUGUGUACAUUGCAGAAGUAUCACCGUCUGAAAUAAGAGGAGGAUUAGUCAGUGCAAACACUCUUAUGAUUACUGCUGGACAAUUUGUCUCCUAUGUCGUUAAUUUUGGACUCACCAGGGUACUUCAUUGUUUCUUAUUAUUACUUGGCUUAUUACAAAUGUUUAUGAUUAAACUGUUUGUGAAAAAUCUAAUCCAGGUUCCUGGGACAUGGCGUUGGAUGCUUGGAGUUGCAAGUUUGCCAGCUGUUCUUCAGUUUGUCCUCAUGGCCUUUCUCCCAGAAUCCCCUAGAUGGCUUUACAUGAAGGUAAAAAUCCCAGAAAUAAAAGAGUUAGAAAUCACAAACUUUUUGGUUUUCUUUUCUUACUUACCUGUUCUAACUCUUCAAUCCAUUUCAUGUCUAAACCCUUGCUUUGAUUGAUGAAAUAAUUUGAGUUUGAUUGUUACAGAACAGGAAAGAGGAAGCAGUUGGUGUGCUCUCUAAGAUUUACUCCUCACCCCGGUUGGAGGACGAGAUUGCAAUUCUGGA
Messenger RNA from Vigna unguiculata (cowpea), 1208 nucleotides. The record is from RefSeq and is a predicted model, not a curated record. Lineage: Eukaryota; Viridiplantae; Streptophyta; Magnoliopsida; Fabales; Fabaceae.